Hippocampus zosterae (dwarf seahorse) is the source of this 4412-nucleotide messenger RNA. RefSeq names its product BLOC-2 complex member HPS6. The transcript has a single exon. Bases 311 to 3001 code for a protein of 896 amino acids. Gene Ontology annotation, biological process: organelle organization; lysosome localization; melanocyte differentiation. Gene Ontology annotation, cellular component: BLOC-2 complex; lysosomal membrane. Lineage: Eukaryota; Metazoa; Chordata; Actinopteri; Syngnathiformes; Syngnathidae. The record is from RefSeq and is a predicted model, not a curated record.
AAUCAACUUCUGUGUCCGGAAAUGAACAGUCCCGUGAUGUCAGCUAGCGCCGUGUAGCAUAGGAAUGAGCCCGAGUCCGUUCACUCAUCCAAGUGCCUCCUCCUGUGACAGGCGGCGCUCCACUGUCAUCGGCUAAUAUCACUUCAACCGGUACCCGAAUCAUGUCGGAGUUUAUUUCUCUCCCCAAUGGACGUGAAGGGUGAGUGAAUAGCGCUCACAUGACAUGAGGGGGAUGCCAUUAGGUUAGCAUGUUGGUGUGCUACACAGGCUAGUUCAGCCUUGCAUUCCGCUAUUCGCUUUAUUGGGAGUCAUGUCGCGCUUUCUCCUGAGGCAACUGUCUGAUUUUGGGGACUAUACCGGCAAGACCGAGUUGUACGAGAGUUUAAAUAAUGAGCGUGACAACAGAUUGGCGAACGUUCGUCUGAGCCCAGAUGGACGUCACGUUCAUGUCAUCCUCCACAAGCCGAACAUCGGUCUUGUGACUCUGGACAAGUAUGAAAGACCUCAGCUGGUUCAAGUCCAGAGAAAGCUGGAUUUGUGUUCCAUACGAGGCGAGCCCAUUGUGGAUAUUUUAUAUUUGGACACAAAUAAUAAUAAUGGCGUCAACAGAGACUUUGUGACUGUGGCUGUGAUUUACGAGAAUGGACAAGCUGAGUUUUGGCAGUUCCAGGAUUGCAAAGGAGGCUGGAGUCUCCUGCAAACAGCCGACUUGUGUAACAGUCCCCGGGCCAGAGUGGUGUCUGUGUGCGCCUGCUCUAAUCUAAUCAUUUGGUGUGAGGAGAGGCCACCCUCGGAGAGCUCCCCCUUUCUCAGCUCUGCCAGGAAUAAGAUGAGACAUUGUAUCUGCAGGAGAGACUUUGAGGUGGUGGAGGGGGCCGUCAUUUUAGGAGGGGUGAAAAUCGCCCUUCACAACAAUCCUCGAUUCACCAUGGUCGCCUCGGGACAGUAUGUGCACCUCCUUCCAGACGUCAAAUUAAAACCACUGAAAAAAUUCUUCCUCUCUUGGUGCCCUCGUCAGGACUACUUCCGGAUCAGCACCGCGUGUAAAGCAACCCCUUUGAAAAAGCACUCGGCGAAGGAGUCUGACUUUAGGAAGCUGAUCACAGACUGUUUAGGGUUUCUGUCAGCUCUUGACCCUCCGGAGAUCCUCAAUGUCUCCCCUUCGGUGUGUGGGGGUUUGCUACUGCUUCUCAACACAGGCUGGGUUUGUCUCCUGCACCGCGAUGGGAUGCUGCGGCAUAUAUACAAGAUGGCGGAUACAUGUCCACUUAAAUACACUACGUACACCAGCCUCUGCACAUACCAGGACACCUUGAUGCUGGUCUUAGGCAAAAAUCUCUGUCUUAUUGACUCAAAGUGUGGCAGAGAGCUGGAAACAAUAACACUCGACUGGGAGGGGAUUUUGUUUUCCACAAAGACUGACGGAUCACCCCACUUGUUCUCGGAAAGUGGACUUUUCAAAGUAGUGCACCAGGAUAUGGACACUAUAAACCUAAAAAGGAAGUUGCCUUCUUUCACUGCAGCGGAGAACAUUCACCCUGGAGCCCUCUUGGUGGAAGCUGUGUUUGAGGAGGCGUGUAAAUAUUACCAACAGAGGAGCCUGAGCAGCACCCAACUCACCGUGGACACCUUAAAGGAAGGGGGGAGGUUCCAGGCACCCAUCUCUUUAGCAUCCAUACUACGUGAUUACCUCAGCCCGGUGCCCAAGCAGAAAGCAGAAGAAACUUCCCAAAAUGGAGAAAUCAGAGGCGAUGUGGCAGAGGACAAGCUGAAAGUGUCACUGGAGCUUGAGCUGAAGGCCUUGGUCGCUGUGGAAAAGUUGAAGGGGACUCUGGUGAGGGCUAGCAUGAAAGAGGUGGAGGUACUUUGUGAGAAUCUAGUCCAGAAAGAAAUAGCCCGGCUGCUGUCCGCCCCCGAGCUGCAUCGGGACGACCUGCUUUACCUCAACUCCAUCUUCAGCGUCUUCCCCUGCCAAGCAUGGAGAGCAACACAAGCUGCUCUCCAGCUCCAAGAAAAUGGGGAUGGCUCUCUGUCCAGCCAGGCGCCGCCAGACAUGUGGAAAACCGUCCUCAGUCCCACGCCGAGCUUCCCUGCCUCGAUCCCACUUACAAACGGCGGGUCAAAACAUAGGAACGGUUCCAAAGCGGACCACAAUGCCAAUUGUACAUCCAAGUCGACAAUCUCCGCUUCAUCCGUCGUCCUGCCUGUCUUUGAACUCCUCUGCCAUUCCGUUUUAAGCUUCCAGCCCACUUGGCUGCCCCGCUUCCUCGAGCUCAGCCAGCAACAGCAUGGCUCAGCCGGACUGCGCCUGAGCCUGGCCGCCUCCUCUUGGAGCUUCCCCGCUGGUAGAGCAGACAACGGUGAGAACAACGUGCCUCUCUAUAAGCGCGCCCUGAGCGUGCUGUCGUCCGCGAGAACGGAUCGGGACCAGCUGCGGGAACUGGAGGUGGAAGUGUUGAUGGUCAGCGGGCGGCCCACCGCCAUUCUCCAGGCGCUGAGGAUUCUGAUUGGACAGCAGCAGUGGGAGAAGGUGACCCAGGUGGCCCAGAGGUUCUGUAAGCAGAGUCCUCUGCUGAACAAGGAGAUCUUCACCACGCUGCUGUGUGAGGUGACCCAGCACAGAGAACUGGACCCCUACCUUGACCUGCUGUGGGCCCUGUGCCCUGAGGACCUCACCGUCACCACCAUUCUGAACCUGGUGCUGAAAAACCUCCCGCCGCCAAGCAGCUUGUCACCCUCUUCCCUUUGUGUGGACUUCAGGCCCAGUGCCUCCCCAGCUCCCUUUGGUGACCCACAAAGUGGUCAGGUGACCAUCGGUCUCCUCAAACCUCUGCUGAGAAAGGUCCUCCAGAGGGAGACCAAGCCAAGCCAGCAUUAUGCUGACAUCCUCCAGUCCCCCUCCUUCCCGCCUCCCACGCCCCCCCGCAUGCCUACAGAGCCAUCCAAAACAAGCACAGACUCACCUCGGGACAGUGCCUUACUUCCUGGUUCUAACUGCUGACCGCCUGUGAUGUGACCAUAUAUACUUUAUUUACAAACUCAGAGUUGUGUCAUAACUUUCAAGCGAUGGCUACUCCAUAGUGUUACCAUGUAAAUACUUCUGCUCAUUGUUACAUGUCCACAGUGAGCCGGUGAACUAAUUUAUCCCUUCAGCGUUACAUGCAUGUGGAUGUUAAAGUUAACAUUGGCUUGCCACAGUUGUGUUCAAGUGUUUGAAAGUACCGUAAAGCUUGUAAUGACUUAGAUCACUAACUUUUGGCCUCAUUCACACAAACCGUUUUUUCCCCCCAUUAUAUUUAGUAAAAUGCCAGCUCGGAGCUCAGGGUAUCUUCUCUGGAGUUUGGAUGUCUCUUUGUAGUACGGCUUCCUCUUGUAUUCCAAAGAUUGCAUGUUGGGUUUAUUGACAACUUCAAAUUAUCCAAAGGUGUAAAUCGAUCCAAUGUCCAUAUGUGCCCUAUUGUUGACGGCAUCUGUAUAUGCCACCUACAGCCCAAAGUCAGCUAGGAUAGUGGACAACUACUCUAACAUAUGGAUGAAUUUCUCUCCCCCCCCCCACACCCUCCCCCGAUUAUACAGUAUAUCAUUUGUGGGAGAGGGUUAAUUGUACCUUUUCUAUCAAUGACAGAUUGCUGUUUGACUAAUGCACUGGACAACUUGCAAAUAAUGUUUUUGCACUAACAGGGAAGAUUUAUUUUGGCAGAGUGCGUUGAAAAUGUAAUGUUAAAAAUACUUGUGUGGGGCGGGUGAUUUUUAUCUGACGCAUCAAAGAAAGGUUUGUCCCCAAAUGCUCCACAAUGUCCAAUGCUGUCAUUGUGAAAGCCCCCCGCCACACACACACACACACACAUUCUUUUUCAGCUCACAAGACAUUCCUGAUAGAGAUGCCAAAGGAAAAGUGACUAAUAGUUGAGACUUCAAAUUCGAGUAAUUCCAGCAUGAGGGGGCACACGAAGUCAGUUUGUCUUCCGCAGAGCUGUAAAAAAUCCUGAGUCUUAUCUCUGCUGACCUCGAUGCUCUAGUUUACUAUAACCUCAGUCAGUUUGUUUGUAUUAAGUUAUUUAAGUGCCAUGUUGUUUGGAUGUUUUGUCAUACUGUCGUGCCCCUAUUGCGGCAUUAAACAUCAUGAGAUUUAUUGCCCGUAAAGCUACUGUGACAUGUUUGUAACAGUAUCAGACUAGAUGGUUGCUUUCGUUUGAAUGUUAUUCCUGCUGUAGUAGUUUCAACACAUUUGGCUCCGCUGUAAUCAAAUGACUGUUGUCACAAAAUUUACCAAGACUCGCUUCAGUGAACUCUUUCAUUAUUAAUGUAGCUUCAACAAUUUCCUUUGUUCGGGUAAGGCUCCCCUUUUAUCAAAAAUCAGCCAAAAUGUGUGUACAAGUGUGUCUGAAUGCUAUUAAACUGUGAUAAAAUGA